AUGUACUCCGAAUGGGUCUCUCUUCGUAACACGCUACAGCGUGAUCAAAGUAACAGAAGCGUUUUGCAGAAUUUUCCACCAUCCGUAGGAAAAGAUGUUGCUCAUACAGUUGUCAAAACACUCGUCAAUUCGGGAACGCAAGAGUCGCUUCGUUCAGAGAAAGAAGUGGAUUGGAUUAUGGAAGUUCUCUGUCAUGGGUUAACUCUUCAAAUGACCGAGAGUGAUGGCGAAAUAGUCAAGGGUUGUGUCAAUAUAUAUCUGGACUGGCUCACAGUUUUGGCAAAUCCUAAGAAUGGAAUUCCCGAACCCCUGCUCAAGACCCCAGAGAAAUAUGCUACGGCAAUUUUCCAACACUUUCGUAACCUUUUUGUUAAAAGAGCAGAGGGAAAUUUAGCUUUGCAAGCCUCAUUAUGUAUCAGAGUGCUACAAGCAAUUCAAGCUACGGCUGCAGAAGCAAAGAUGUCGCAUUUAACAUGGGAGGCAUUGCUAAAGUUUUUGAUGAUCAUAAAUGACAUGCUUCUUUCACCGCCAAACAUAUCUGGGGGACUUGCAGAACACUUGUGCGAAAAAUUAAUUAGUGUUCUGCUUGAACUGUGGCUUUAUGCCAGCUGUUAUCAUUUCCCUGCACCUUCAAUGUGGAAAACAUUGCGAGAACUUUGCAUGUCAUGGCGACAUCACAGUGCAAUGAUUGAUUACUGGAGCAGAACAUCUCUCUCUCUUACCAAGAAAGUGAUACAAUUCAUGUAUGGCCCUAGCUUCCCUUUGCCUCUGGUACCGACCAAGAAAAGUGAUGUCCGACUUCCAGCCAAAUUAGCUAACGAUUGCCUCAUACAGUGCUGGUUCCGAAUUCUCCACAUCAUAGGAAAUCCUGUUGACCUCUGCAAGAAGGAGGUCAUCAGUGCUACACCUAGAUUCAAAGAAUUUGCUUUGGAAAGCGAAGAAGUUAUUUCACCUGAGGCCCAUCCUUGUUUGAAAAUGCUUCCACAGAAUUUUUUGCAAGCAAUGAAAGGUAUUGCAGUCCUUAUAAAUGCCUUCCUGAGCAUAACGACGACAGUGGAUGAGCCAGUGAAGCACAUACCAAUACCGGCACCAACAAAAAGUUCAAGCCCGCCACCUGCCAAGAGGCGUGACCUGAAAUCCCUGAGUAUUGGUUUGGCUCUAGGUUUAAAUGAUCUGACAGGGAUUGUAAGAUCGCAAACAGUCCCAUCCAGAAAUAGCAGUGGAGCUUCGUCUACUGGAAUACCCCAGCUAGACCCACAUCACACAGAACUAACAAGCAUAUCCUCAACCUCAAUGCUGUUUCCUAGAUCAACAGCUUCUGACACAGAAAGGCCAUCAGGGGACAGUGUGCUUCAUUUGUUUGGAGCAUGGCUCUUUGAUGCUAUAUUUGCCAAGAUGGACAUGCCAGCAAACUUCAAGGCCCUUGGACAGAUCUAUGAAGGAUUUGUUGGAAAUACUGUUCCUGAAAUGACAGGAACAGGCCGGGUGAGGUAAGGCUGUGAAUUCUUGAUUACUUUACAUGUUCUUCAAAAGCCUAUUAUUGUUUUCCAUGCAGACAUGUAAUGUGAUUUUCAAUCUUUAUCACCCCUAUUAUUUGAUGGUCUUAUCUGAGUCAAUCUAAAUUCUGUAGGUCAAAAAAUUAAGGGUUUUUUCCUUUAUUGUAGGUUGGUUCUCAAUUCCCUUUGCCUCAUAGCCAUAAUAGCCCACGUUUGCUCUAUAAAAAAUCUAACAUGACUCUGAACCUAUCUGGUAAUAUUUCGAUAUUUUGUUUGGUUUCUUUGUCCUCAAGUCUCUUCUUUGAAAUGCAAGCCAAUGGAGUCACGAAAAAAAUCUUAAUUUUGUCCCUAAAGCCUCAGAGUCAUGUGAGAAUAUUAAUAUAUCGAACGUGGGUAAUUGAGGAAUGAAUUUCUAUUUUCUAUUAAUGAAGGCAAAAGGUGUAUCCAUUGAAUUGACCCUUCCCCUUUUUGCCAAUCAGGUGAAUUCCCAUAAGGGGUUUUUUUAGGAUCGGGGAUCAGGCUUGUAUCAUUGGAAUGAGAUGCAGGUUUUGGCAACUUCUUAAUUUGAUUGUAAAUUUAGUGCAAGUUGCAAAACAUGAUGAAUGUUAGUUGAAUCUUAUGUUAAAACCCAUGUUCCAGUUCUCCGUGUGUGUUUUUCAUUCUCUAAAACAUGGUUCAAUUAAACAUGUUUAGUUGUCAUGAAUGGGGCAUUAUGGGUAAUGAAAACCAUUGGAAUUGUGGGACAUGGGAAGAGACUGUUUUGGCUAUUGGGUUUAAAUAGCUUGUAGUUGUAUAAUGAUUUUGUUACAAAUAGUUAUGGUGAGUCCUGGGACUCAUCUUGUGAAAAAUUAUGAGUCCCUGUACAUAACAAGUGAGUCCCAGUUCAAAAACACAAGGAGUCCUAAAUUGAAAAAUUUAAUUGCUUGCACCUUUUUGUAUCCAGGCAGCUAAUCUGGAGAAGGAUGCCGAAAAAAACUCUUUAUUACAGUUUACUGAAAAAAGAAAUCACACAAACAGGAUAUUUUACCAAAGAAAUCUUCUAAUAGAUCGAUCGUUCUUUGUGUCCUAUGGAAGCAUGCCAUGAAUUAUUUUGAGUCUUUGUGGAGUUUUAUGCAUCAGGGAUGCAGGAUGCAGGGAAACAAAAUCACUGAUUGUACAUGUAUUAGAGGGAUAUAAUAUUAUUGACUGAAAAACAGUCCAUAUUUUUGCGUAUUCAAGUACGUGCGAACAGUCAAACAAAAAGUCUGGAGCAAGGCUAAAAAAGGGGGUGUUGCGCACUUCACAUUCUUGAGACUCUUAUGCUACGUGAAAUGAUUUUGGGUAAAUAUCUGACUGUUUUGGAGUUUUUUGGGGGGACCCUCCUUUAAACCUGAAUCUGAAAUUGUACAGUCAUGUAACCAUACCAAUCUGACUUUGUUGUUUGUAGGUGUGAUGUUGUGGGCUACUUCGUGGACAGUAAGUUUGAGCCAGGGUGUGCAGAGGCUUAUGGCGCUCUUUGCCGCAUCUUUUGUAGUCAUCAGUCUGAUCAAGAGAUUAGACCAGUCUAUCUCUCCAGAUUUUAUUUAGCGGUGGCAAUUGGACUCCUGUAUUCAGACGUAAGCAGUGUUAUAACAUUACAGUCAUUUUUGAUUGGUUGAUUUUCUGUUUUUAAGAUUUCCUGGACAUGAAGUGUAGAGUUUUGGUAUUACACAAAAAAUUUAGUAGACGUUUGAGGUGCAAAACAAGUGAUAGCUUCCUUUGGAGAGUCAGAAGUCCUUGUAAAUGAAGCCUAAAAACUUUUAUGAGAAAAAUAACUUCUAUUAGUGAUAAAAAGAUGAGUGGCUGAAAUGAAUUAAUUUUACAUGUAAAUGGUUCUUUACCUGUUUUCUCUGAGUAGAUUGAAUAGCUGUAAACUGUCUAAUGUGUAGGUGCAAGCUGUAAGGAAGCUUCCAAACAGUACUAUCCCUUAAUUUGAGUAUCAACAGAGGAGCUAUUAAUGUGAAUGGAGUUGUUGUGUGUAUUACCGUAGCCUGUAGUAAAGCUAAUGAGUUCCAAGUUAUUGCAACAGUUCUGUCUGAUUGGGUACUUAGAGUACACGUAACCUAAAUUUGGUUCUGCUUUGAAGAAUGUAAAGCUGGCAGUAAGAGUUUUGAACAUUAGCAUUAGAAUGUUUGUACAUAGUGUUACAGGGCUCCAGCUGGAGAGCUGAGUUGUCUUGCUGAAGAGAGAUCUUAUCAGCCAAGCUGCCAUCUUGCUUGCAUGUUCUGAUUAAUUUACAUUGUACCCAGCAAAUUCAAAUCUUAGUGAAAGCCCUACAUGUACAAUGUACAUUAUGACUAAGAUAAGAACAUUGAGGUAAGCAGUUAGAACAAGCAUUAUAAUAGUAUUACGUUGAGCAUUAGAAUGUUAAUUAUUAAGUCUUAAAACAACUUGGAAGGUGUUAGCUUUCCAUUUACAGAUUGUUGUUAGUCAAAUUGAUAUUUUCCACUCAAAUAAACAUGUACCAUAAUUUGUUAUUGUUCAAUCUCUUUCAGUUAUGUACAGGUCACGUUCUGUGCAGUAUACUUCUUAACUCAGCUGAUCUCUUGCGAGUUGACCUUCAGGGGGUACAAGUGCUGUUACCACACCUUAUUGCUGCUCUUGAGACAGUGCUACCCAUGAAAGAAUUUCAACUGAGGUGCAGUAUAAGCGCUAAUUAAAUGAAAUGAAGAAAUAAAAGAUGUGCAUUUAUAAAAUAAACAAAAUUCCCUUGUCACUAUAGUGUAUCAUUUUGAUUGGUGCAUUUGUCAACUUGUGCUUCCAUAAUUAUUAUGUUGCAUUAUUUUUGUCCUUUGGUAUAACCCCCAUCUUACUGCAAACACAGUCCAGAUUAAUUAAUGAUCCUGGAAACAAAGGAAACAAUUGCUUUUGUUAUGGUACAAUCACUUUCCUCACAUAAGAAUAUGUUAUUUUCACACUGAGAAUGCAUAAACCUACAAAAAGGCAGUUUAUGAAACUCCAUUUUUAACAGCUGCCGUUUUGUGUAAGAUUUUGACCAAUCAUAAGAGUUGCAAACAAUACCCAAGAAAAGUUUACAAUCAAUUUUUACUUGUUUCUUGCAUAGGAUUUCUGUUACUUACAAAGAUUUUUGUUAAAAGGAAGUUGUUUUAAGAAAACAGGGGAUUAAUAUACAUGCUGCUUUGUGAAGAUUUCAUGAAAUUUGAUGACUGUUUAAACCAAUCAGAAAUUCAGUGGAGACAAAAGAAAAGCUUAAAUCUUUAUGCAUUGUGACAUUUCAGUGCAUGUAGCUAAGGUUUUGUUUUGGAAUUCUUUGGUUCGCAAAAUGAUAACAAUGUUAACGAAACAGUAUCUUCCAAAAUCAUGUACAUUUACUCUACAAGUGAAGGUGUGAUAUGCAGUCAAUCCUGUAUGUCAUGCUUUCCCAGUAUUUUUCCAAAAGAUGUUUUUGCUCAUUUAAGAGUUCUGCAUCAUUGUACAGUACAUGGUAAAUAAUUAUAUUGACUCAGAGGUUGAGUUUAAAAACUGUAAAAGUUUACUACAUUAUGACUGUAAUCGCAAUUUUUUGUCUUGCGUAACCUUUUCUCUCACGAUGUUCACACAGGUGUAAUGUCUCCACCACUGAGCUUCGUAGAGCAGCAAUACAUCUUCUGUUAUCCAUGUUGUGCCUUCCACUGCAUUUUCAAGAUCUCCCUAUAAAAGGUGUGAAAUAUUUUGCAAACACUUUAUCACAGACUGCUCUGGUCUGUAUGAUUUUGUUAAAAUUAUAUUAUAAAAGAGUUUUGCCUUCAAUUUGGCAGCUUUUGGCUGCUUCCUGAGUUCACUGUUACUGAUAUUCCAUUGCUGUCAUCCAGAGCUAUCUCCUUUUUAGUGGAGGCUGCGUGGCCGAGUAGUUAGAGCGCUGGACUUGUAAUUUGGAAUCCCCAAGUUCAAGUCCCACCCUGACCACUAGCUGGAUUUCUUCUUGGUAGUCCUGAGUUCAAAUCCUUGGCAAUGCUUGUAAAUAGCCAACUGGUUUGCCUCUUAUCAGUUGGGAUUCUUAAACAUAUUAUCUUCUUCUUUUUUUUUUUUAAUUAUUGGUUCUGUAUCCCUGAGAAGCCCUGUAAGGGGAGUGGAUAUUUUCAGUAUUUAUAAUUUAUUUAUCUAUAAUUCAUAAUUUAUCUCUGUACCUACAGCUGUAAUUGAUUAGUACCUUGAGUUAAAGCCUAAUUUUUUACUUUGUCUAUUGUAUUUUUUCUAGACAUGACAGCAACAUGGAGAAAGAAAAACUCUGCUGAACAAGACAAUCAAGAACCCAAGAAGACACUGACAUUUAUGUCACUAAAGCCCAGACUCACUAGACUUUUGCUGGAAGCUCUGCAGUGUGAAGCGGACUCUUUUAAUGUUCAGAUCUUACUGGGAGGUUUGUUGUUGUUUAAGAAAGUUUUAAGUUGGAUGUGACAAGGUCUUCUGUACUUUUGUGUGUGCCCUAUGAAAAAAAAAAUGCUUGUUGCAUCCUUAGACAUAUAAGUGUACGAUUACAUGCUUAUACACUAACAAUUCCAACAUUUUAUAUCUAAUAUUGUCCAUCCUUUUCCCCUGGGCCUCCUAACAGGCAAAUACUCAUUGAUCGUCAAAUUAUCAGGCUUCUACACCAAUGUGCUGAUAAGUUCCCUCUGCAGCACAGACUGUAUUAUGGUACCCUGUUCGUACUCACAUAUCUUUUACUAUACAUUGCAUGACCAUUUCUCUUCAGGUGUAUCCUUACUAGUCCAAGACAGCGAGAUUGCGGAGUCCCAAGGGAUUGCUUCCCCUAAGCAGGAUGAAACUCCAGCCCGUGUGUCUGAUCAUCUCCAGGCUCCUCAGGAUGCUCGCCGCCGAGCCAGCACUGGUAGCAGCCCAAUAUCAGAGGCUGGCAGCACUGGUACUUUGGACAGUGUUGGCCAGCUUGGAUUCAGUCAGCAGUCUGUGCAGUCAAAUGGUAUGCAUUCAUACGUCUUAAUUAAUGUGAAAAAAUGUUACGAAAUAUGUGGAAGCUUAGCAGCUGAGUUACAAUACUGUCUUAUUGAAUGAAGCAGUAAAUAAUAAUUUUUCAGAAAACUUUGGUGCUGCGUCAGUCAGACAGAGUAUUGUUAAAAUUCGAUUUUGUCAACUUCUUUAGUUAAUCUCCUAUGAAGCAUGGUGUAGCCUGCAAGCAUGCAAGCUCUCUGGGGCACUCGGGCGGUGGGGCAGGAAAAGGAAGGAGAGCUUGCAACUACAUCUCUGGAAUUUGAUGUCUGCAUCAAAAAGGUCGAUGCAAAAUGCUGAUUGGCGUAGAUGACACUACUAAUAACGUCACUACCCUUGGCACCUUUUUUUUUUCAAUGUUUUUUUACAUUUGCACUCUUUUCUGCUUCAUUCUGAUUGGCGGAAAUCUGACAGCCCAGUUCACGGGGAGCCACAGGGGAAUUCACAGCAGUAUUCAAAUUCCAUCUACAUCCUCUUCCAGUGCUGCCACCAGAGCGUCCUGGUGAGAUUGAUUGCAGGCUAAUCAUGAUUUGUUAAUGACCUCUUUCCUUCUCAGUGAAUAUUGAUCUUCAAAAACACUUCAAACUAUCCCAGUUUCCUCUCCUCCUUUCCAAACCACAGUGUCCUGUUAUCUGGAAGCCUGUUCACAAUCUAAAUUGUGGUCUAGCCAAUUCCAUAUUACAAUUGCUUAGACCUGAUACUUUUGCCUCCACCACUUUUGACAUCCUUCAAUUAAAAAAAAUUUUGGUCUUUUACACUCGUACUUCAUGUUCUAAACUCUGCAAUUCUUAAUUAUUUCUGUACACUGAACUGUAUUUGUUCCCUUUUUUGUUUUCAGCUGACCUGAGCACAAUACAGGGUCUCUUUGUGCAGUUGACACAUCUCCUUUGUAAUAAACUUGUUGUGAUCAGAAGCAGCCGAUGGAAAUCUGACGUGCACAUUACACUGUCUGCGUUUGAGCUGCUUUCUAGUCUUGCUCAACUUAGCAUGGAUCAUUUGGGUAAGGAAGAUCUCAUGUAUUUUGUGGUUGAAUUUUAUCCUUGUUUUAAGUUUUAUUCCCCCUUGAGUUUCUUUUUGCGUAUAGUAAUGUACAUUGUCUGAUAAUGACUUUGAAACGAAGCAAAAGUAAAUUAAAAUCGUUUAGAAGAAAUAGAAAUAUUUUAUAUUAUUUCUUGUUUGAGUGUGAAGUAGUAUGACUUCCGCAAAUACAAUGGACUGACAUUGAGCAUGGGUUUUCCUCUUGAAGAAAGCAUCUAGAAAAGCAUAAGUUAUAGCCUGCGUAGCUGGUGGGAUUAGCAGGCAAGUGCCGUAGUGUUUUGGCAGCGGAGCCGCAUGAAGGUUGGGAGCAAGUUAAAUUGAUUUUCCCUCGCGGCUUCGCUGUUCUCGCUUCGCGUGGCGGCUCUGCCGCCAACCCACGCACAAAAAUUUCACCAGCUACGCAGGCUAUAUAAGACUAAUAUAGUAAAAUAUAACUUUAAGUUAUAUUUUACUAUAUAGUAUAAGCCAUCCAGCUGCACACUUUUAAAACCCAUGGAUAAAAAUAAUGUUGGAUGUUUUUUGCUUUUUCAGACCAAGCUGAAUGCAAGAGUACAAUUCACUGGUUGUGUGAUUAUGUAUCAUACCAAGCCAAUAAGAAAGCCACACAUCACUCACGUGACUUACACUCUAUGAUAGUUGCUGCAUUCAGCUGCCUACAAACAUGGAUAACGUCACACCCAUGGCUAUUGGACAGUCAGGUCUGUAUAAUCCUUUUACUCGCAAGGCUAGUGUUCCAAACGGAAAACACAAGAGAAAAUCCAAUUUAAAUAAGUAAAGUAGUGCUAAAUAAAUGGUUCCAUGUCAAAGUACUUUAGAAGGGGUUCGGAUAGAAGGUUACAUGUAGAAUCACCAUGUAAAACAUGAUGAAUAGCACCACUGAAAAGUAGUGUACAUUUGCUUUUAUUUCAAUGGUCACAUUAUGAAAAUUCCAUUCCCAGAAGUAAAUGUUAGAACCAUCGUUUACAGCGCAAUAAACAGCACCCCAGAAAAGAACUGCUCAGUAGAUUUCUUUGAUCGCCCUUAAAGAUUUUAUCCACAGAAUCAAAAGAUAGAACCAUAGUGAAUAAGGGCACAGUACAAAGUACUACUCAGUACCUUUCUUUUGAAUUGCUGCACUUCGUUGUUUUGGAAGUUCUGAAUUAACCCAUAAGAAAGUGUAUAGAGAAGUAAAAACGCUUGGUGAUAUCAAUUUAAUGCGUUGGGAAAAAAUUACAUACACAGCUAUAGAGGCUUACGGUCAUAAAAUAGCAGCAUCUUAAAUGAUUUGUUUUUGAACUUUGCAGGGCUGCUUACAGGUUGUCAUGGAAGUUGUUGAGCUGGGAAUAUCAGGAAGCAAGUCCAGAGAAAUUCCAAGAGUAAGUAACACAACAAACCAGUGUGGUUUUACUUGCACGUUGAAUUUUUGAGGUAAAAAGUCGAGACGGCGUAGGGGUGACAGCACUGGCCUCCCUCCAUUUGACACAGAAUUCUUGGGUCACAAACGAUGCCAACGUAAGUCGACCACAGCUUUCAUCAGUUUUGACACAGCAAUUCUAUAAAUUUCAGUACCAAAGUUUCUGUAGUGGCCAUUUGAAGUCCUCAAUUGUUUUUCUUUCAUAGCCUUCAAUUUUCCUUUCAAAUCGUUAAUUUUCUAAAAAUUUAGACUGUUCUUACCAACACUUUCUUGCUUCUAUCUCAAGGAUCAUCAGCAAGGAACAGAAUUCAUCCCUCAGUUAAAAGGUGGGUAAAUACCAAGGUUCCACUUCUACUUCUUGCAGUGUCAGCUCAAUUUUUUGUAUGUUCCCCUACUGAUAUAAGCAAGGCGAUAGGAUUAACCACGUUUAGGCUUUGCGUAGGCUGGUCAAACUUCUGUUCUUCUUCUGGUCAAUCUUCCUUUUCUUAUUUUCAAUGGUAUCUGCCUUGCAAAACACUUAGGCUCAAGGGUAACAAAAUUAAGUAGUUUUAAAAUCAUCAUGUGAUUUGUUAUAAUUGUAGAACAAAAGGAGAAAUCUCUACACUGUACGAAUUGAAAGUAAAUCUUGCCGAGCGGUGAACAUGUCGCAAACGGUGCACUGAUAAAAUCAUAACUUCCUCUGACGCCAAAGAAUGGAGUGUUGUGCGCUCAGAUGCUUUUAGCGGGAAACAUUUGUAGGUAUCAUAGGAUCUCGAAUAAGUAAUUAUAGAACGCGUCCUGUGUGGGAAAAACGUCCAGCUUUAUAUUUCAGUAAUGGUUGUACUCCUCAUUGCAGGUGACAAAGAACUGAAACCUGUAUCGUUCAGAGUGAGAGAAGCAGCUGAAGCCCUCUUGACUGUCAUAAUGGAACACUUGGUAGGUCAUCUAGGUAUUAAUGGUGUUCACAGUCGAAAGGAUGGUGACUGUUAAAAAUUUUCAUAUGAGCAGAGGUUACCCAUGUUGGAAGCAUGUUGAACCUAGCGUAGGCCAAUGCCAGUUCAUUACACAGUUAUCCCAGUAUUCACUAGUAUGGAGGCGCUGUGAAUACCCAAACCCAGACCUUCAGAUUUGAAGUGCAGCUCGCUGCCUCUCCCACAUUCCUCGAUAAGGAGAUAGUGUGAACUCGUUUAGAUAAAUUAGUGGGAGAAAUACUACUGUGCUUUGACCAAUCAGUUUGUAAUGAGAAACAGGUCAGACUCUUCUUUUAAUUCAACAGGGAGCUUUCCCUUCACCUUGUGGUCCAGCCUCCUUAUCAUCUCUUCUGGACGAAGACUGGGUUUUGGAUCACGUGCAGCCAGCUGAUGGCUCAACAAAGGUCAGGACAAGGCGUUAAGAAGAAGAUAACGUACAGUAUUCUGUCACGAAAAACAAAAAAAGCAAAGCUUUUAUUAUACAGCAACCACCUAUAACCUGCAUCUUGCUUUCGAGCGCAGCGUCCGCACCAAAUUUAAUGUGAGUCUUGAGCUCUCUUGCGUCCUUCCAUCUUUGUUUGUUUCCUGCCUUUUGCACCACUUCAUCUACCCGCGCUUUUCUCCCUUGCACAAAUUCCAGUACUUAUUAACGUUUGGUGCCAGCGACAUGUUUGUCGUACUUUUAACUAGUGCAUUUUACCCGCGCUUUUAUUUCUUUGCACACAGGUAUUGAGUACUUGACGUUUGGCGCCGUCAACAUGUUUUCCCGCCUGUUAAACAACAGUUCUCUCGAUCUGCCCUUUCCCGCGCUUGGCUCCAGGUCAUUUUACCCGCCUGCUUAACACUGCUUCUAUCCUCUCGCGCUCUGGCACCAGUUCAUUUUUUCGGUACUUUUCUCCUUGCUUUCUCGCCUGCCUAUCAACGGUUCUGUCUUCUCCCGCGCUUGGCACCAGACGAGCGCCAGACUCAUAUUAUUUUUGUUACUGUUUAUUAGCAAGUGUUUCACAUGUUACGUGUUUAUUUUUCAUCAGACGCCCCGCAAAUUCCAAUACUUUGUAAUCCAGGAUAGCAGUAUCAUGUUAGGAUUGUUAGAAGAAUCCCUAAAGCACAAAGGUAAGCUUUUGUUCAGCUUACAUCACUCAGAGUUAUUCAUUGCAGGAUACAUGAUUGUUUUAAGCCUUUUCCACCAUAAAUGCAGUCAUAUGGGGAGACUAAAUCUUUGCUUGCCUCUUGGGUUGAAUGCCCUGGGGCCCAGUUUGCUGAGGUUGUGGCAAGCCCCUUAGAUAUCACUGGCUUUGAAACUACUGUUCUGCUUUACUGUAGAGAGCUUUUAAGAAAAUGACAUUCAUAGUAAAGAAUUUUCUUGUUUAAUGAAGAUUCCCCAGAACUUGAUGGCUUAAUUUUUGUGCCUGUUUACUGCUACACGUAAGACAAAUUUGAUCUGAUAAUGAAUAACAACUGUACCACAAAACAACGAUGUCCAUUUAAUAUGCUAGCAAGGUUACCGUUUGCCAUAAAAUAAAUGAACCACGGCAAGCAUCGCAUUCUUUAAAAAAAAGAAUCAACAAACCCAUUGAUUUUAAGCGAUUUUCAUCAAUUCUAAACCCCGUGCAGAAACAAUUCUCACAUCGACGGUGUGACCCGGCCUCUCUAUAAGCUUUAUUUUACACUAACUUGAUAACAUCAACAUGUAUUUUUUUUUCUGUUAGACCCUUUACCGACCUUGUCAGCAGUUAUCCGUGGUCCCACUGGCCGUUAUGUGUGGACCAUGCAGUUAAGACAGUUUUCACGACAGAAAAAUGUACAGUACUUCAUGUUAUUUAUUCAAUUAAUCCUUUUAUUCUGCUCCAUGAGAAAUUUCUGCGAUUUGAUUGGCUUAGAGCAGUGGUAUUUCAGCUUAAUUCAGCCGAUGUAAACGUUUGACCAGUGAAAUCAGCCUUGUUUAAGAUGACAGUUGAAGAACUGAAUUUUUCUAUUAUGUUUCUUACUACUUUUUCUCAUUUUGGAUAGGUUUUUUAACCUUUUGACUUCUAAAACCAAUCUUUGAUUCUUGAAUUUUUGCCUUCUGCAAUGACUCCUGACACUUUCAUUAAUUCAUAUGCGAAGUUUUACGCACUGCAGCUAGUUGACGACCUUUUUGUUAAGGGGCUAAAAAGUCCUUGCUCUCAAAUAUCGGUACGGCGAACAAUUUUCUUUAGAAAUGCUUUAGUAUUGUAAUAUUUUGCACAAGAACUAACGUUCUUUCUAGUAAAUUUGCUUCUUUCUCCUUAGGACCUGAUUGAGGCGCACCUUAAGGACCCAGGGCGCCCUUCACCAGACAAGACCCAACAUCGACCGCCCCCGAACAUAAAACACCGGGCCUUCCCUGAAGCGGUGGAUACAGUGCCUCUCACGAAAGCGUUAGUGAAUUUGUUUUUUUUUUUCUUCUUUUGCAACAUCCGUCCUAUUUCCUCCAAGUUUUCCUAUAGCUUUGUACGUGCCUUAUUUAUAGCCUGCGUUGCAGCUGGUUCACCCAUCGUCUAAACCAUUGGCUCAUGCCGGCAGUGUAAAGUGUCUGCAACGCAAGCUAGUGCCUUAUCUCAGUUGGAACCCUUUUACUUAAACAGAGACCCGACGUUGUUGUUAUCAGGCCGGUAUCACAUGCAUUGUACGGGUGGAUAGAGAAAAAGAAGGUUCGGUUUGGGAAAAAACGGUGGCGUUUGCUAUGACCAGCAGCUCUAAAUCCUUCUCAAAAAGCGCUGUAUGACUUUGUUUUAAUAAAAGUUCUCUCCAACUUUGCAGGACCGCAGAGGAAAUUCGAACAUACGUUUUUUCCUUCGGCAAAUAACCUACGAUCAGGAGUUUUUUCUCGCUUCCCAUGAAAGACAUAAAAUAAAUAUAGAUAAAAACACAGUGAGUGUUGUUUGUGUGUGUAAGGAGCGGGGACUGUAACUAGUUCCAUUUCCAUCUGUUGUCAAACGAUUUCCGUGCACUGUUAGUUCUUAUUUUUUACCUUUUUUUUCUCUUUUUCUAGAGAUCGAAGUAUACCAGAACUGGAUGACAUUUUAGAUUCUAAACUCAGUGAAGUGCAGGACCAUAUGCGAGCACUGAUGCAGAAACAGGUCUAUGAUUACUUCCACCUUCCGUGUCUUUUAUGUCCGGUCCUCACUAGAGACGCAAGCACAAGCAUAAGUAUAAGAUUAAGCAUAUCGCGACCCUAUGCAUGAGCAUGAGAAGCUUAUGUCCUAGAGCAAGGACGGCCUUGACCCACGCGCUGGAGUGAGGACGACCUUGACACACGUCAGUAUAUAUGUUGUAGUUAAUUUUUUAUCUCAGGUAAUUUUUCUUUUUCUUUUGUUUUUGGGUAUGAUAAUGUAUGCUAAUGAUGUUUAAACAAAAGAAAAAGAAAAAUUACCUGAGAUAAAAAUUUAACUACAACAUAUACAUAAGAAGACCGAAAGGGUUCGAUAUUCUUGUGUUCAUCCAUAUGCUUAUGUCCCCUCCCCCGUCGUGACUAGCGUAGAAGCUCCUUAUGCUCAUUAUUAUCUGGCUUGCGUCACUUGUGAGGACCGGGCUUUACUCAUCCUUUACCUCAACCUCUUCCCUAGGGCUAAAUGGGAGGGAAUAACCCUGGGGACGAGGUUGCCUUUAGUUUACCAGUCAUAUCAGAAAAGUCCGAAAUCUAUAAAUUUAGAUGAAAUCUUGAGUCUCUCAGUACUUCCGUACCUGUGUACUCCGUUUGCUUAUGAUAAGUCUCGUUUUUCUCAGUAUUGUCACUUUGUUGUUUAUCCCCACUUUUCGACCGUAUACUGCUGGUCUUCAUCAUUCGUCUGAUGAAGAAGAGCAUUACUCCAUGCCGCGUUGCGGUCAAUAACGAAAUGAUUGUUGUGAGGAAAGUUACAAACGAGCCCUAUCUUAUACAUACCACAAUAAAAAAUAUCUUUUAUGAUGUGUCUUUUCCUUAAUAGUUGGAGCAUGAAACAGUGGCGCAGGCAAAAUUAAAAGGAGGAAAAUCGAAAGUGAAAUUUGCUGAUGACGGUGCAGGAAUAAGACCACCCCAGUAAGUAGCAGGGUUGAUGAAUGACAGCACAUGUUAUAUGUUUAGUAUUCUUACCGUAAAUCCUCUAUAAAGGCCCCCUCUUUAAUAAGCACAGCCCCCCUUUUUUCAAGAGAAGAAAGUUAUUAAGGCCUUCCCCUUCGCCCUCAUUUUUAACAAAUAAAAUCAAUUAACGAUAGAGUGAGCGCAAUGUUAGGCAAAAUGGAAUAAGACCCCCCCUUCUUAAAUAAGCCAAUGAUCUCUCUUAUUACCCCCCCCCCCACCCCACCCGUGAUUGAAAUAAACAAGUCUCUCGCUCGAAGGACUAAAUAGAUGAUUAUUUUACGGUGUUUGAAGCCGUUAUCUCCAUCGUCACGGAUUGUCCUUCUCUUCGGUAGGCUAAAGAAGCGUUGCUCGACGGGGUUGCCUAGGGAGUUAAGAAUAUUAUCAGGCGUAUUUUUGUUACGUUCAAUCUGGUCGUUAUUUCGAUACACCUGAUUUUAAUUCUGUACUACUCUUUGUGUUUUUCAGACCAUGUAACGAGUUUAGUCCAUCUCGUCUUUUGCUUUCCCAUCUUGGUUUACUGUCCAUCGAAGGUCUAAUGGUAAAGCAGUACUGCUAUUCUGUUUGCGCCUUUUUAAAGGGAUUUUGUUAGACGUAAUUGGUGUUUUUGUCAAUACUAUAAUAAUGUUUUAUAAAUUAUAAUUUAUAAAUUGUAAUAUAAACCUACAAAGAAGGAGAAAAUUCAGGACGAGGUCAUUGAACUACAGAAAGCAAAUUUAAGUAAGUUUUCAGUUCCCUCUUAAACAUCUAAAUAGAAAUUGAACAUCUGGUUUUAGGAAAGCUUGUUUCAAAGUCUUGGAGUUGUCAUCAAAAAGCUCUAACACAGUACGUUUUUAGGAUAGACUUCCGUUCAUCUAACAGUUAUUUCGAACCCGAACGCAGUUAGUCUCUGGUUACUCAACAUUUCGGUUGGAAAAAGUGACGAAAAACAAGUGCAACCUCGUUCCAAGGGAUUAUCGUCGUCCUCUCCUGUUUCAAGGGGAAGAAAGACAAACAGCCCUGGGGAUAAGGGUGCUGAAAAAGGCAAAGAGCACUGAAGACAGAGGAAGUGCUUUUUAUUUCGAUCUCUAACCUCGACUGAACUAGAGACCACGUUACAAAACACUAAGAAGAUUUCACAUCUGGCGCGUCAAGUCCUAGUCGUGCCUUGACAUCAGAAUGUAUUGGGGACCUAUCUUUCUCCUGCGUAACCCACUAAGCCCUUUAGAGCAACAAUCUUGGACAAAAAGUGUUGUUGAGAAUUUUGCACUUUCUUAUCCCCAGAACGCUUAUCCCGCUAUUAUGGUACCGCUAUGGCCCCUCCCCUCGCCCCACCCUGGUCAAAUUUGUUUAGUGGGGAUCAGAAAUGAUCCAGCAGGACUUUAACAAUGUUUUUUUGUUUUGUUUUGUUUUGUUUUUUUUUGGUGGGGAGGACCCCCCCCCCCCCCCGGGGGGGGGGGGAAAUGGGAAGGGGGAGUAUUAAUUUGUAGUUACCAGUGCUUUCAAGAGCUUUAUCUUGAAACUAGACAUGGGGUAGUCCAUUUUUCUCAACAUUUUUGUUCAAGAUUGAACGUUAUGUACAGUCUCAGUCAAAAUUGUUGGGACACUUAACUGUCUUCUUGCCCUCCCAAUGCUGGUGUGCAACAUUUGGUGAGUUAACUGCGAUGAACAACAUUGGGAGGACAAGGAGACGGGCCAGAAGUAAACAAACAGCGCUGGGUGGAAGUGUCCCAACUAUUUUUUUCUGAGACUACAGCCUUCUCCCUUGACUUGAUGCAUUUGUGACAUAUCUUUCUUUCUUUUGUAGGGUAAUCCAUUGCGUCCAUUCGAGGACGCGAGCCUGCUUGCACUGAAUUCCACGUCCAGCGGAUUCUCUCAAGCCCUGAAAGAACUUGAUCACGUGUCUACGCGAACACAGGAUACAGUUUAUGUGUUUUACGUGAAAGCGGAACAAACAGACGCACAUGAAAUCAUAGAAAACCAAGUGAGUAUAAUAUCUGUCAUAUUUACUGGAAUGAACGAACCUUAUUAGUGAUAUUCGACGCAAAGUGUCCUCAUAAAUAGCAUUCACCGAAGAUUCUGUCAAAUAUGAAGUUAUAUGAAAAUAACGAACGACCCAGCCUGUCAUCGGCGUUCUAAUUAAACAACAUUUGUCAGUAAGAGAGACUUGCCGGUUAGAAACAAAAUAAGGAAAAAUGACGGAACAUCUUAAAGUGUAGGGAAUGCCGUUUACACGAAAAACGUUUGCAAACACUUGACAUGGAGUAAAUUUGUCGUGCUGUUGUUGGCCUUUAUGUUGUAUAACUCUUUAACAAACACGAGAUAAUUUUGGCUCUAUUACGACCUUGUCUUCACGUUUUUGUCGGGUCAUGGUGAAUUGAAGAUUAAACUUAAAGUACAUUAUGUAUAAAACACACGCUCACAUAAUUUUUCAAACAUUUCCUUGUAUUCCCAACAGAUUGGUUCCUGUAAGCACUCCAAGGCAUUCCGUGAGUUUCUUCUCUCUUUAGGAUGGCUAGUCGAUAUAGACUCGCACUCGGGCUGGUCAGGGAACAUUAAGCAGUGCUGGAGCAGACGCAGUAGUGUAUCUACCUUACGCCCUGCGGAGUCCAGCUAUUUACAGUCCUCUCAUAGCGUGUCAACUCUCACAGGCAGCGAAGAACAGGAGGUGUCUGGUAGCGACAGCGAUCGAUAUGCGUCUUGUCGCGAGAGUUUCGAUAGUGAAGCAUCGCCGAGCAGCGGGAAGGAUUCUCCAGCCGUGAAUUCUUCUCCUUCUCUUCCUCCGACUGAAACCAAGCUGGUUGAUGAGAUUCUUUACUACGCAGAUGUAAGCUGUGAGGUGGCGUUUAUCAUGCCGUCCCUCCUGCCGCGGUAUCAGAAGUUUCGGUGCAUAGCAGAACAGCUGGAGAGCUUUAAGGAGGAAGUAGAGCCCAUGCCGCGAAGAAGGACUCGGUCAGGUAGCACUGGGAGCCUAGAAGGAAGUAGUAUUGGGAGCCAAUUGGAUAUCAAAAGCAAGAUAUCCCGUCAGGCCUCCGAAGGGAUGACUAUACACGAGGUAUAUGAGAGCCAGUGAUACUUUACCUUACUUAUAUGAACUACUUGUCAUUGUAGAAAGAAGCAAUGGGGAGGAAAUUAAUGCACCAUUUGCAUUUGCGCCAUGGCGUCAUUUUACUACUACGACCAGAAUCCUUUACGUUUUUCCUUUCAUAUUUAAAUCUGGUAAUCCCAGCGAGGUUUACAAAACAAAAGCACUUAUUUGCACAAGAAAGCAAAACCCUGGGGGAUUCGUGUCGUAGUCGUAAAAUGACGCCAUCCUGCAAAUGGCCUAUUAUCAGUGUCAUUCCAUUACAUUAUAUUAAGCGGCAAAAAUAAUUUAUAUAAAUGAAAUUUCCUUCCAAAAAGCGGGGCGAAGUUAAGGACUUGCUCUGUCCAUAAAGUAACAGAAGGUUUUGUAAACAGUUUAGCUGAUGCUAGUAUUAUUUUAAAGUUAAAGUCAAUUAUCCGCGAAACUAACCCGAAACAAUCCAGCCAAUAGCGAUAAUUCGCAUUAACGUAACAUACCAACCACUGGCACUUUUGCUCCUUGGACAAAAAAAAACAAAAAAAUCGCACUUUAUUAUUUUGAGUGUGAAUGCAUUUAGCAUAAAACUAUUAAUUUAGGACACCACUAUGUUUACGUCUCCCAAUGGAGACGGGACCGCCAUUUAAUGUGGCCAUCCAAGCCACGUGAAGGUCUGGCCGUCUGCAGGGCAAAGACAGUAUCUUUAUUGCUCAGUUAUUUUAUGACACUGAGAGCUUGUCCGGUCCCGGGGAUAGAACCCCUAACCUCCCGCCCCGCGGUCAAGCGUUCUACCGACUGAACUAGUCCUGUCGCGGUGAAAGGGUUAUUAUCGUUUAAGUCAACGCCAAGACGCUCUCUCUGGUUUCAGAACCGUGCCAUGUCGCGUCUUGGUAACGAACUCUCACUAGAGAGUCGACCGCUGUCCAGGUUGAGCACGCACAACACCUCGUCCGAGACAAACGUAGUGGUGGCCUGGCUCGAGCGGUUUGAAGAUCAUGCCCAGUUCCCUGUGGACGAGCUGCUGAUGGAAUUUNAGACGCUCUCUCUGGUUUCAGAACCGUGCCAUGUCACGUCUUGGUAACGAACUCUCACUAGAGAGUCGACCGCUGUCCAGGUUGAGCACGCACAACACCUCGUCCGAGACAAACGUAGUGGUGGCCUGGCUCGAGCGGUUUGAAGAUCAUGCCCAGUUCCCUGUGGACGAGCUGCUGAUGGAAUUUGAUCACGGUCAGAAUGUGGGACACAGCUUGCGUGAGAAAGACACCGUGGUUAUUUUUAUACAUCACCUGAGAAGUGGGCUAUACCGCAUCCAUAUCAGGUCCACAAUCAGGUACAUCAGUCUUAUGUCUUUUUUACUUUUACUUUGUAAGUUUUUUCUUAAGGACGACAGCCUUGCAAAAUACCGUGAUAUUAUUCAUAAAGCCUACGUUAUUCAAUCAUGUUUGUUAACUUUGUGUGUUUUUGCCAGCCCGCCUCAAGCUAAAGAUAACUGGUCAUUUUUUUAGGUCCCCUAUCGGUGGGCCCUUGGUGGACGGUAUGGUAGUGAGCCGCAGGACACUGGGCACCAUGGUACGGCAGACCGCUAUUAAUAUAUGCCGUAGGCGCAGACUGGAAAUUGACUCGUAAGUGAUGUUUCUUUUGAGAGUGUUAAAGUUGCCUUACGCUAUCUAAGUUGGAACUUUGUUUGCUGUGUUCUGUAGCUUCUUUGAAACCUUCUUUAAGGAAAAAGGGAGAAAAUACUUUUUAUUCACACCCACAAAGUGGGUGAUUCCCACUCUCGCUUGGUUCUAAUUUUCUUUACUAACAACUUGUUCAGGGAGUGGAGAUAAUGCCAUGGAAGUGAAAAUAUUGCGGUUGUCGGGCGUCGUCUCCUUGUGCCUCUUAUCUUAUUACUAGCUUAUAAUUCGUUAAGAUACCAGAGCAAAUCACGACAACUAGUGCACGGUAUGCGGUAAGAGGUUUGGAAACUGAAGACAACCUCGUUAACGUGAAGCGUUCGAUUUUUUUUCAUCUUUUCAUUUUUAAUCAUGAAAACUGCUAAGUCGUACUCUCGAAAGAGUGUGCUAUCCGUUAUCCACUCAGAUACCUCGAAGAUAGUUUUGAAAUUUCGUCUGUGCGUCAUUUUUUAUACUGCUACUUGAAGGUGCGUUAAUAGCGAUUGAAGACCAGUGAAACACUCCUUCUCGUGUUAAAUAAAUUAAAAACUAAAAGUGAAUCACGAUCAUUUCCCCGCGCAUUUCAUUUUUCCCGCGCUUAGUAGCGGUUAAACCUUUUUCGCGCACAUCGCAAUGGGGCAUCUUUUCCCUCACCAGCGCUGAUGGCGAAACGACCCCUUUUGACCUUUUGUUUUAACGCUUACAGGUAUUCCCCGCCUCAAGUUUGUCGUAAACUGAAGAUUCAAGAUAUCGUCAAGAAAUAUCGCCAUGAGCGAUCUGUUCCUGAUUUUUACGUAUCGCUCUUUUCCAAUGAUGCGAAGUAAAUUGCAGACAUGUCUUUAAAGUUGAAACUUUAAAAAUUCUCAAUUUUAAGUCAUAAAUACAAAUUAAGCUACAUGGAAAGACUUCACUUGUACACUAAGGUACUUGUACAAAAUAUAAAGAGUACCACAUAAAAGGUGCCGAUCAAUAACUUUCAUUAGUUUGAAGUGCAUCUCAAAUCUCAAAUUUUAAACGUUACCAAAGUGAUUUGGUUGCAACUUUACUCUAGGAAUUAAGGUUUAUAUGAGUUAUACUACUAUACAGACUGUUUAUUAUCGGUGGAAAGUACGUUGCUUAAUUAACAAAUAUAGAUGCCUUGACUAUGUUCUGAUCAUGAAAAGAAGAACACGAAGACGAAAGAAGUGUAUGGGAAAACAAAAGACGUAUUCGAGUGUUUCUUUCUACUUCUUGAGUGCUGUAGCUGCUUCUUAUGUGCUUUAGAUCAGAACAAGGUCAAGGCUUUUUUUCUUUCUUAAGGAUUCCUUUAAAUUUCCCACGCAUUGCUUUCUAAUGUUCUAAACAAACUAUUGGCAGAUGGAGUGACAGCCGAGCUUGAGCUCGUGCUCCGUGUUUUAUACCGGCUCCUGUAAAGCACGCUUUUUCAACCAACCAGUCUGCGCUUUAUCUGAAUUUUAUGAUAAUAGUAAAUGCAGUGAUAACUCCUAUUACACAGCAGAAAAAAGGUAAGCAGUUUUGAGUCAAU
Molecule: messenger RNA, 20137 nt
Organism: Porites evermanni
Lineage: Eukaryota; Metazoa; Cnidaria; Anthozoa; Scleractinia; Poritidae
Source: the annotation of a GenBank genome assembly